AAAACAUAAAAGAAGAUUGGCUCAAGCGUUCUCAGCAAGCAACCACACUACCAGUCCUCACUAUUUAUAUUUUUCGCCAACCAUUGUCUUUUUGUGAUUUCUGAUACAUUCAUGAUGGUGCAAGAUCGCAACGACGCAGUUACUUCUCAGUUACUGACGGAGGAAACAACCGCCGUCACACACAAACUCAGUACUUCCAUUGAAACCCGAACUUCAGCCCCACAGUCACUACCUACUCUUCCCUUUGAUCUCGUUGCUGAAAUUCUGUGCAGACUUCCCGUGAAUUUACUCUUACAACUUCUGUAUCUUUGUAAGUCUUUCAAUUCUCUGAUCUCUGAUUAUGAUUUCGCCAAAAAACAACUUCGAAUGUCAGCUGCUCGCCACCACCUCAUCAUGAGAUCUCAGAGUGGACUAUGUCUUCUUGAUUCCCCACUCCCUUCUGUUUUUUCAACUUCUAGGGUUACACUUAAACAGACAGAACUCAGUUACCCUGUUAGUCUCAACAAUGGAUGCCGUUUGAAGGUGUGUUCUUGCGACGGCAUCCUGUGUAUCAACACCACCAUCCCUUAUGAACGUUCUGCUAUUUUGUGGAACCCUUCCUUUAGAAACUUCAAGAUAUUGCCUCCUUUGGAAUUUGAAUGGGAAUACGGUACUGCUCCACCAAUAUAUAGCUUUGGGUACGAUCAUUUCAUUGAUAGUUAUAAGAUCAUUGUUGUUUCCAACUGCUCUUCGAAAAAAGGAAAAAUUGAAGUUGGUGUUCAUUCUUUGGGUACUAAUGAUUGGAGAAGGAUACAUGAAAUCCCAAUUUCCGGUAGGAUUCUGGAAUCAGGAAUAUUUGUGAGUGGCACUAUUAAUUGGUUGGUAUUUGAUAUCUCGAACUGGAGUAGUGGUUUGGCUACAAUUGUUUCUCUUGAUUUGGAGAAGGAGUCUUACCGAAUGCUUCCGCAACCUGAUUUGGAGUGGCAAUUUUGGAAGAAUAGUUUGGGGAUGUUGAGGGAUUGCUUGUGCAUCUUUGAUGGUAACCAUGAUAUGUUUUUUGAUGUUUGGAUUAUGAAAGAGUAUGGAAAUAGAGAAUCUUGGACUAAAUUGAACCGUGUUCCUCGUAUGAUAAAUUAUGUUACUCAUAUUACCAAGAUUUUAUAUAUGUCUGAGGAUGACCAAAUGUUGGUGGAUUAUAAUGAUUCGGGAGUUGCUGUUUACGAUUACAAAAACGGCACUUUUUUGAAUAUUCCCAAGAUUGAAAACCUGAACUGGUGGUCGAUAAACCCAAAAGUCUACGUUGAGAGUUUGAUAUCACCUUAAGCACGAGAUUCAACUACAAGAUAUAUAUGGUUAGUUUCUGUUUGUGUUAUUUAUUUUAUUCCUGUUAUGCAUGAUUAUCAGUGACUUGUUGGAUCAUUGUAUGAUGGUCGAUCAUAUCUACAGUACACGUUGAAAAUUGCUGUUAUUUUCCAUUGUUUGGUUAGUUCGAGUUAUUGAUUCUUGCUCGUUGUGCAUUAUAUUUUAAAUAGUUCACAAUCAUGAAUUGUGUUA
Trifolium pratense (red clover) is the source of this 1533-nucleotide messenger RNA. Its product is annotated as F-box/kelch-repeat protein At3g23880-like. Bases 112 to 1302 code for a protein of 396 amino acids. The record is from RefSeq and is a predicted model, not a curated record. Lineage: Eukaryota; Viridiplantae; Streptophyta; Magnoliopsida; Fabales; Fabaceae. Gene Ontology annotation, molecular function: protein binding. The transcript has a single exon.